AUGGGCUUGUGCGGACCGGCCCUCAAAGUCGACGAACCAAAGGCUGGACUCAAUGGAAGAGUCCUGGUACCAUCACGAUGCUACUUCAAUCCGAGCAGUGCCCGCCCUCUUGAUGGUGCAAGAAUCAGCGUCAAGGACAACAUUGAUAUCGCUGGCCACAAGACCACCCUAUGCAAUCGUGCCUGGGAAGAUUUAUACCCACCCAGAUCCAAACACGCAGAUUGCGUCCAGACUCUGGUGGACGCUGGGGCUAUCAUCGUUGGGAAAACCAAGCUGCAAGCAAUGAUCAUGCGGGAGGAGCCACUAGAGUGUGUGGAGUUCGCAGCACCGUUUAAUCCUCGGGGCGACGGCUACCAAGUCCCUUCCGGAAGCAGUCAUGGGAGCGCUGCAGGCAUAGCAUCAUAUGACUGGCUGGACUUUUCGCUUGGUUCGGACACAAACGGAAGUGGACGGAAGCCAGCGUCAUACAAUGGAUGCUUCUCGAUCCGACCCUCCACAGGCAUUCUAAGUACCAACGGAGUCAUCGGACAGUUCAAGUAA
Molecule: messenger RNA, 540 nt
Organism: Alternaria infectoria
Lineage: Eukaryota; Fungi; Ascomycota; Dothideomycetes; Pleosporales; Pleosporaceae
Exons: 3
Coding region: 1-540 (179 amino acids)
Source: RefSeq, a predicted model, not a curated record